Molecule: messenger RNA, 2719 nt
Organism: Acinonyx jubatus (cheetah)
Lineage: Eukaryota; Metazoa; Chordata; Mammalia; Carnivora; Felidae
Gene: SPNS3
Product: SPNS lysolipid transporter 3, sphingosine-1-phosphate (putative)
Exons: 8
Coding region: 605-1942 (445 amino acids)
Biological process (GO): transmembrane transport
Cellular component (GO): membrane
Molecular function (GO): transmembrane transporter activity
Source: RefSeq, a predicted model, not a curated record
CUCGAGCGGCGAGGGUGCAGAGUCGUGCGAAAACGCGGCAGUUUCUUUGCCUUCACAGAGUAGCAAACGCGUUCGUUAACCCAGUCUCCCAAUUCAGAAGGGUUUACUUUAAAAAAAUGGAACAAAUACAACUGACGGUGUCAGGGGAAUGUUCUUCCUGCUUAGGAAAACCAGGCCUUUUUCCAGCCUCCGGGAACGACUGCACUCAUUCUAAACCCUGCAGGUCUGCACCGCAGGCCCGGGCAGGCCUCCCUUGCCUCCCGCCCCCAGCAGGGGUGUGACGGCAAAAUCGGACCUGGCCCAGCCAGGCAAGGGGACGGACAGCUCCGCAGAGACGCGGGGCCUGGCGUGCACCGAGCGCUGGCGGCUCGGGGGACGCUCAGAGGGGUGGAGUUAGUAACCCCAGGCUGCACAGCGAGCCUGCAGCAGAGCCGGGAUUUGAGGCGGCCCAGCUCCCUCCACCCCCUUCCCAGUUCCCCUGACUCGGGGCCGUGGGUCGUGUGGCCUCCACCCACUGCCAGGGUGCCAGCUUUGCGGCACCUGAGCCAGGCCUCUUCUGCGGGCCCGGAGGCCCGUCUGCGCGCCCACCACCACGGGGGAAUGCAUGAGGCCCCGGCCUGUCCCCUCCAGUCUUCAUAGGUUGCCUGCUGCUGUCUGCACCUGUGUUUGGCUACCUGGGCGACCGACACAGCCGCAAAGCUACGCUGAGCAUUGGGAUCCUGCUCUGGUCAGGGGCGGGCCUCUCCAGCUCCUUCAUUUCCCCCCAGUAUUCCUGGCUGUUCUUCCUGUCCCGGGGAGUCGUGGGCACCGGCUCGGCCAGCUACUCCACCAUCGCGCCCACCAUUCUGGGCGACCUCUUUGUGAGGGACCAGCGGACCCGGGUGCUGGCCAUCUUCUACAUCUUUAUCCCUGUCGGAAGGUCAUGCCCUGCCUGGAAGCUGUAGCCUUGGUCCUGCUUAUCGCGCUGGUUCCAGACCCUCCCCGGGGAGCUGCUGAGAAGCAGGAGGAGGUGGCCACGGGGGGCCCGAGGAGCAGCUGGUGGGAGGACGUCAGAUACCUGGGGAGGAACUGGAGCUUUGUGUGGUCCACCCUUGGGGUGACUGCCGUCGCCUUUGUGGCUGGAGCUCUGGGCUUCUGGGCCCCCAAAUUUCUGUUCGAGGCCCGUGUGGUGCAUGGACUGCAGCACCCUUGCCUCCAGGAGCCGUGCAGCAGCCAGGACAGCCUGAUUUUUGGGGCGCUGACUGUCGUGACUGGCAUCAUUGGAGUUGUCCUGGGAGCAGAGGCUUCCAGGAGGUACAAGAAAGUCAACCCUCGGGCCGAGCCCCUCCUCUGCGCCGGCAGCCUUCUGGUCGCAGCCCCUUGCCUCUACCUGGCUCUCAUCCUGGCCCCGACCACGUUCCUGGCCUCCUAUGUGCUCCUGGCCCUCGGGGAGCUGCUUCUGUCCUGCAACUGGGCGGUGGUUGCUGACAUCCUGCUGUCCGUGGUGGUGCCCAGGUGCCGGGGGACAGCAGAGGCUUUGCAGAUCACAGUGGGCCACAUCCUGGGGGAUGCCAGCAGCCCUUACCUUACUGGACUGGUGUCCAGCACCCUGAGGGCCGGGCGCCCAGACUCCUACCUGCAGGCCUUCCUCAGCCUCCAGCAGAGUUUCCUGUGCUGUGCAUUUGUCAUUGCCCUGGGCGGGGGCUGCUUCCUGCUGACGGCGCUGCGCCUGGAGUGGGACCAGGCCCGGGCCCGGGCGCCUGGCACAGGUACCCUGUCCUGCACACCGAUCACCUACGCCAGGAGUGGGGCUGGGCUCCCGGGGGCAAGCCGCGCUGGCCGCCCCCUGAGCCGGCUGAUUUGUUUGUUUUUUAAUUUGCUCAUUCGUUCAUUACGCCCCUGCCAUGUGCCAGACGUAGGGGGGAAACACGGAGUCCAAGCCCUCGUGCAGCUGAGGCUCUAGAAGGUGGAGCCAGACAGGAAGCGCAAGAGAGAGACUGUUCGGGGUGGUCAGUGCCGCAGGGAAGCUCCAAGUAGGCGAGUGGGGGAGAGAGAGAGACACGUGGGGGCAAGUUGAAACUGUUGUCGUCAGGGUCCCCACUGCACAGGUGACACUGACACUGAAGCAAAGGGUUGGGGUGGGGCAGCGAGCCCUGCAGCUAUCUGGAGGAUGGAUCGGCCAGUGCAAAGGUCCCGAGGUGGGAAUGUAGCUGACGUGUUUGAGGCCUGGCAAGGAGGCCAGUGUGGCUGGGGCAGGAACACAGGGGACAGGGGUGGGGACAAAGGUGGCAGAAAGGAGGCCAGAGCCGGCAAUUGAGGGCCUUGUAGGGCCCGUGGCCUUAGCUCUGAGACAGAGCCACUGUGUCGUUGCCACAGACGGACCCCGAGGUGUCUUACUCACCGUGCAGAAGAGAACAGACUGGAGGGUCGGCAGAGAGGUCACGGGAGGCCCUGCCAUCACCGGGGAAAGCAGUGGGGCCAGGACCCUGGUGGUGGCACUGAAGUUUGGGGGAAGGGUCGCAUCUGGAGUUCAUUUUGCCAGCGGAAGCUGGGCCUGGGCCUCCUUGAGGGCUGACUGAGCGUCCUUCCUCCCGCAGGGACCCCGGACAGCGAGGACACGGAGAGGCGAGCCCUGCUUUCUGGCGCGGGCGCCGCCACAGAGGACCCCUGAGGCCCCCGCCCUCCUGCCUGCCUCCCUGCACCCCUCCCGCUGGCCGCUGUAGCAUCAGGGCCCUGUCCC